Messenger RNA from Balearica regulorum gibbericeps (East African grey crowned-crane), 1481 nucleotides. The record is from RefSeq and is a predicted model, not a curated record. Lineage: Eukaryota; Metazoa; Chordata; Aves; Gruiformes; Gruidae.
AAGUGGAAAAGACCAAAUGUCAGCAUGAACGAGAAGUAGCUCUUGGAAGCGGAGGCACUUUCUUCUCAAGGGAGAUAAGAGUUGGUCAGUUCAUUCCCCAGUGUGAUGACCAUGGGAAUUACCUACCCACUCAGUGCCAUCCUAGCAGUGGAUAUUGCUGGUGUGUGGAUAGGGAUGGAAAUGAGAUUGAUGGCACCAGAAGCAUACCAGGAGUCCAGCCACCAUGUCUGAGCACAGCUGCUCCUCCUGUUGUUAUUGGGCCCUCUGUUCGACCAGAUACAGUACCUUUGCCGCCAGGAACGCACUUGCUUUUUGCCCAAAGCGGUAAAAUUGAACAUGUCCCACUAGAGGGAAACAAUAUGAAGAAAAAUGGUGCAAAAGCACUCUUGCAUAUUCCAGAUAAAGUUGUUAUUGGAGUUGCUUAUGACUGCACAGACAAGAUGGUUUACUGGACAGACAUCAGUGGCCCUUCAAUCAGCAGAGCUAGCCUGCAUGGUGGGGAGCCAACAACCAUCAUCAAAACAGACUUGGGAAGCCCUGAAGGGAUAGCUGUAGAUCACCUAGGUCGCAACAUCUUCUGGACUGACUCUCAACUGGAUCGAAUAGAAGUGGCUAGGCUGGAUGGGCGCCAGCGUCGCAUCCUUUUUGACACUGGCCUGGUGAACCCCAGAGCAAUUGUUGCAGAUCCUAUGAGAGGAAACUUGUACUGGACUGACUGGAACAGAGAAGCUCCUAAAAUUGAAACCUCAUACAUGGAUGGCACAAACAGAAGAAUUCUUGUUAAAGAUGAUCUUGGGUUACCAAAUGGUCUGACAUUUGAUCCUUAUUCCUCAAUGCUGUGCUGGGUAGAUGCAGGUACCAAGAAGCUGGAAUGCAUGAACCCUAAUCAGCUUGGUCGACGCAAGGUUGUUGAAGGAAUUCAGUAUCCUUUUAGUGUUACAAGCUAUGGGAAGAAUUUAUACUACACAGACUGGAGAAGGGAUGCCGUUGUAGCAGUGGAUCGCACAAUUUCAAUAGAAAAGGAUAACUUCCAGCCUCACAAGCACUCCCGUCUCUAUGGAAUCACUACAGCUUUUGCUCAGUGCCCAGGAGGACAUAACUACUGUACAGUGAACAAUGGCGGUUGUACUCACCUCUGCUUGGCUACCCCAGGAGGCCGUUCUUGCCGCUGCCCUGACAACACAGUUGGAGUGGAUUGUAUAGAAAGAAACUGAGCAUUAAAAUAAGCUUUAGAGCAGGGGACGCCUUUUGGAAACAUGCUGUAAACAAUUCAGUCUUAUCAACAAAAUCAGGCCCUAAAGAUAAGUGCUCCAAGCUACUUGACAGCAAGCCACAAUACGCACAUGCAGACACACACAGAGGCAAUGACUGUAGCAAUUAGGCAAGACAGAGCUGCCCAAGUUAGGUCCAACUGCAUCUUGUUCCUUGUAAUAUUAUCUCCUUGCUUUUAAAAGUAAAUGUGGAGGCCUUAAUUGCACCUG